AUGCAAUCUAAUUCUUGGUGGUCCUCGUCUUCGGAGGAAGGGGAGAUGUUUUACGCAAACGUUGUGCUAAGGGCGGCGAAGAUUAUUAUGGAGGAGGAAGAGGAAGAGGUCUCGUCUGAAAUACAAACCAGACAACAAUGGAUUAACAGAGACUGCCAAGGAGCGCACGAGAAAUUGGUGAACGAUUAUUUUUCGGAUGCAUCCCUUUACAAUGCCGAGACUUUCAGACGCAGGUUCCGAAUGAGUCGUCGGUUAUUCACACGGAUUGCUGAUGAUUUGGCGGGGCAAGACCCGUUUUUCACGCAACGAUACGAUGCUCGUGGCGUACAAGGGUUCACCACGUUACAAAAGUGUACUGCGGCCGUUCGCCAACUGGCGUACGGGACAGCGGCCGACGCUUUGGAUGAGUACUUACAGAUGUCGGAAAGAACUACCCGGGAAUGUAUGUAUCGGUUUUGCGAAAAUGUGGUGAAACUGUAUAGCAAAAAAUAUUUGCGGAAACCAAACGCGUAUGAUGUUAAACAGUUGUACCAAGCUCAUGAAGCACGGCAUGGGUUUCCGGGAAUGCUCGGUAGCAUUGAUUGUAUGCAUUGGGCGUGGCAUAACUGCCCGAAUGCGUGCGACGUCGUAAAUGGAACCGGUCCGGACACUAGUUUUUCAGUUUGUGGGGUUGGAUUUAGGCGCGGUUAUUAUAUUGCUGACGGAAUAUAUCCGUUUUACUCUAAAAUUGUCAAGACUAUUCCAUACACGGAGGACGAAAAAAGAAAAAAAAUUCGCCAAGCGGCAAGAAAAGACAUCGAACGUUGUUUUGGUGUUCUACAAAGAAAAUGGCAAAUCAUUGAACAACCGGCACGUGCAUUCACAGCGAAGAGGUUGCGCCUUUGUAUGUACGGUUAUAUUUUGCUCCAUAACAUGAUUAUUGAAGACGAAGGUCGGACGAUUUGUGAGUAUAAUGAGAAUGCAUCUAUCGGGAAUACUGUCCCGGUAGAUCCGGCGCAACAUGAUUUAAACUCGUUCUCGCUAACCAACGAUUUCACGCAUACAAACCUUCAAUCCGAUUUGGUAGAACAUAUAUGGAACAACGUAAACGGCGGGGACGGUGACGAAGACGAUAACGAGUAG
Helianthus annuus (common sunflower) is the source of this 1122-nucleotide messenger RNA. RefSeq lists its product as uncharacterized. The record is from RefSeq and is a predicted model, not a curated record. The transcript has 3 exons. Lineage: Eukaryota; Viridiplantae; Streptophyta; Magnoliopsida; Asterales; Asteraceae. Bases 1 to 1122 code for a protein of 373 amino acids.